Molecule: messenger RNA, 2850 nt
Organism: Thyridium curvatum
Lineage: Eukaryota; Fungi; Ascomycota; Sordariomycetes; Thyridiales; Thyridiaceae
Exons: 3
Coding region: 1-2850 (949 amino acids)
Biological process (GO): carbohydrate metabolic process
Molecular function (GO): hydrolase activity, hydrolyzing O-glycosyl compounds; carbohydrate binding
Source: RefSeq, a predicted model, not a curated record
AUGACCAAGUUUGCAGCCCUCGGGACAUGGCUCUGCGCCGCCGGCGCGGCUUCUGCCUCGGCCCUGCUGCCCGCCCGAGACUACCCCAGCGACUCGCGCCUGGCCAAUUGCCCCGGCUACAAGGCGUCCAAUGUCAAGACGAGCGAUACGGGCUUGACGGCCGACCUGGCCCUCGCCGGCGCGGCCUGCAAUGCCUACGGCGAUGACUUGCAGAAUCUCACUUUGACUGUGACUUAUGAGACCGACAACCGUCUACAUGUCAAAAUCCAGGAUGCUGCCAACGACGUGUACCAGGUUCCGGCCUCUGUGUUCCCGCGCCCCCAAGCUGCCGGAGUCAAGCCGGACAGCUCCAAGCUCAAGUUUGACUUCAAAGAGAGCCCGUUCUCCUUCAAGGUCUCUCGCGCCAGCUCGGGCGAGGUGCUCUUCGAUACCUCGGCGGCGAACCUGGUCUUCGAGUCGCAGUACCUCCGCCUGAGGACCAAGCUGCCCGAGAACCCCAACCUCUACGGCCUCGGCGAGCACACCGACCCCUUCAGGCUCAACACGACAGACUACAUCCGCACGCUCUGGUCCCAGGAUGCCUACGGCACGCCCCAGGGCGCUAACCUGUACGGCAACCACCCGGUCUACUUUGAGCACCGCAAGGGGAGCGGCACCCACGGCGUCUUCUUCCUCAACUCGAACGGCAUGGACAUCAUGAUCAACAAGACGGCCGAGUCCGGGCAGUACCUCGAGUACAACACCCUUGGUGGCGUUUUCGACUUUUACUUUGUCGCCGGCCCGUCGCCCCAGGACGUCUCGCGCCAGUAUGCCGAGAUCGUCGGCCUGCCCGCAAUGCACCCCUACUGGGGCCUGGGCUUCCACAACUGCCGUUAUGGGUACCGGGAUGUGUUCAACACGGCCGAGGUUGUUUACAACUACAGCAAGGCCGGCAUCCCGCUCGAGACGAUCUGGAAUGACAUUGACUACAUGGACCGCCGGAGGGUCUUCUCGCUCGAUCCUGAGCGAUUCCCCCUGAACACGAUCCGCGACUUUGUGGACCAUGUCCACAAGAGCAACCAGCACUACAUUGUGAUGGUCGAUCCCGCCGUCGCCUACCAGGACUAUCCUCCUUUCCACAGGGGUGUCGAGGACAACAUCUUCCUCCUGCGCAACAAUGGGUCGAUCUGGAAAGGCGUCGUCUGGCCUGGUGUCACGGCUUUCCCUGACUGGUUCUCCAAGAACGUCAGCGACUACUGGAUCAACGAGUUCGCCACCUUCUUCUCUGCCAAUGAUGGUGUUGACAUUGACGCUCUGUGGAUUGACAUGAACGAGCCUUCCAACUUCCCUUGCAAUUUCCCUUGCGAUGACCCCGACAAGUCGGCCAUUGGAUACCCGCCUCCGGCUCCUCCAGUCCGGACGCCGCCGAGACCGCUUCCCGGAUGGCCCUGCAGCCUGCAGCCGGAGGGCACCGAGUGCAAGCGCAGCGAGCACAGCACGGAUCUCGAAGUCAGGGGCUCGUCUAAGUGGCCUCCCUCAUAUGACCACCUGGUUCUCUCGCCCCGGCAAUCUUCCGGAAACCAGCAGGGUCUCCCGGGCCGUGACCUCCUCUACCCCAAAUACCCCAUCCAUAACGCGGUCGCCUACAAGCCUGAAUGGAACGCCGACAAGGGCGGCAUCUCAAACCACACUGUCAACACUGAUGUCAUCCACCAGAACGGCCUGACCAUGUACGACACCCACAAUCUCUACGGCUCGAUGAUGUCGACCCAGUCCUACGACGCUAUGCUCCAUCGCCGACCAGGCCUCCGACCCCUGAUUAUUACCCGUUCUACCUUUGCCGGUGCCGGGUCGAAGGUCGGCCACUGGACCGGCGACAACCUGUCCACCUGGCGUCAUUACCGCUGGUCCAUCCGCAUGAUGCUCGGCUUCACGGCCAUCUACCAGGUCCCCAUGACUGGCUCAGAUGUCUGCGGCUUCGGCGACAACACUACCGAGGAGCUCUGCGCCCGCUGGGCCUCCCUCGGCGCCUUCCAGCCCUUCUACCGCAACCACAACAGCCUUGACUCGAUCGACCAGGAGUUCUACCGCUGGGACUCGGUCGCCGAGUCGGCCCGCAGGGCCAUCGAGAUCCGCUACCGCCUGCUCGACUACCUCUACACGCAGAUGCACCUCCAAUCCAAGGAUGGCACUCCGGCCGUCGUCCCCAUGUUCUACCACUACCCUCAGGACGAGAAGACGUUCGGGCUGGACUACCAGUUCCUCUACGGGCCGGGCCUGCUCGUCGCCCCUGUGCUCGAGGAGAACGCCACGAGCGUCGACGUGUACCUGCCCGACGACGUCUUCUACGACUGGUACACGCACAAGAAGGUCCGGGGCCGCGGCGCGACGGUCGCCGUCUCCGGCCAGAACGUGACGCAGAUCCCGCUUUUCCUGCGCGGCGGCGUCAUCGUGCCGCUGCGCGCCAAGUCGGCCAUGACGACGACGGACCUGCGCAAGGAAGGGUUCGAGCUGGUCGUGCCGCUGGGCAAGGAUGGGUCCGCCAAGGGCGAGCUGUACGUCGACGACGGCGUGACCAUCGACCAGGGGGGCAAGACGACGUUUGUCAACUUCUCGUUCAAGGACGGCGUCUUCACGGCCGACGGCACGUUUGGGUAUGACCAGCCGGUCAGGGUGAGCAAGAUUACGUUCCUGGGCCUGGGCAACGCGGGCGGGUGUAAGAAGAGGGGGGAGCAGAAGAAGCAGAAGCGCAUCAGCGUCAAGGGCGAUGCUGGCGUCAAGGUCGAGCAUGGCGAGUCUGGUGCUGUUAGCUUCUUGGUUGAGAAGGACUUGACGCAGGGGUUCAGGAUCGAGAUUGACGAGCAGCAGUGA